This is a messenger RNA of Zingiber officinale, 1182 nucleotides long. RefSeq names its product sphingoid long-chain bases kinase 1-like. The coding region runs from base 498 to 1091 and encodes 197 amino acids. The transcript has 5 exons. Gene Ontology annotation, molecular function: kinase activity. The record is from RefSeq and is a predicted model, not a curated record. Gene Ontology annotation, biological process: sphingosine biosynthetic process. Gene Ontology annotation, cellular component: intracellular membrane-bounded organelle; membrane; cytoplasm. Lineage: Eukaryota; Viridiplantae; Streptophyta; Magnoliopsida; Zingiberales; Zingiberaceae.
UCCAAACCUAAACCUAUAUCGCGUCGUCCACCAUAUACCGUCAACGCCGCCGCCACUUUCCUCCUCGCCACUGACCGUCCGACUAUCUCUCUCAGCCUCAUCUCUCUCCCCUUCCUAGAUCGACGCCCCUUCCUCUCUCGAUUAGGAUCAACACACGACGCCCUUGCUUCUCCGUCCAACCACACCGCAUCUCCUCAACUCCUCCCUUUGGGUGAGAAGAGGAGCCCUUCUUCACAUUCUGGUCAUGAAUAUAAGCUAUGUCUGGGCAAAUCAGAAAGUAGGCACUGCUCCAUGUUAAUGCUCUGAGUGAUGCUGAAAGAAGCACGAGUUGUGUUACCACUCAGACUUGUAAGAAUGGUCAUAGACGAUUACCUUUUGUGGUCACUAGAGUAGAUCUGGAAAAGGGUCGCCAAGAGUGUCAGAAUCCAUCUGUUAUUCUGGCACGAGGUAAAUUAGCAAGAAAAUGACAUCUGCUUAUAAGAACUGCAGGAAGACCUAUGUCAAAAUUUGAAAACCUGCCUUUCCUGAAAAAAGAGGCUAACGUAAAAUCUUUGCAGCAAACGGAUGCUCAUGUGACCAGUGACCAUCCUUUGAAGCUUAAAGAGCACAGAUUAGAUAUUGGAGAUGAAAAUUAUGAUUUGUUGGGAUAUGAAGUUUACUCUGGGAAACUUGUUCUAGAUAAUAAAAACAAAGGCACAACUGCUGAUGAACAAAUUGGAUCAAGGAUUGGAAACUCUGAUAGUAUUGAUGCAAAGCUUUCAAGCAAAGCCCUAGCUUGGGGUUCCCAUGUGCUACAUGUUGGCGAUGUCAUAUCGCUUGUAGGCUUCGAAAUGGAAGUGGUUAAAAUAGAAUAUGCUGGUCAUGCAAGAGAACUUGCUUCCACUAUAGAAAUCAGCACCUACCCUGAUGGAAUAGUAUGUGUUGGAGGAGAUGGCAUUGUGAAUGAGGUACUUAAUGGUCUUCUGAGCAGAGAUAACCAAAAGGAUGCACUUUCUAUUCCAAUUGGCAUCAUUCCUGCUGGUUCAGAAAAAUUCACUAUUUUGGACUAUUUUGGGGGUCAGGGAUCCCCCAAAAUAUCUAUUAUCUUUUGAUGUUGUAAAAAGAAUAUUUGUAUAUUUUAUGGAUACUGUUGUAAGAAGAAUAUUUGUGUAAUUUGUGGAUACGGACUUGAUGUGUACAAUA